AUGCCGGCAGCUCCCAGCCCUGCGCCCACGACCAGGGACUGUGCCAUCACACCCGGCGCCAGGGGCGUGGCUACCCAGGCUCUUCCUGGCAGUGAUGUGGCCCCAUCCGACCUGCGGCUGGAAGCCCGCCCAGCUGCAGUCCACUACCGGGAAGUGUGUGACAGCUACCCCACCUGCAUGGUGUCUGGCCGGCAGCUGCAGCCAGAAGAACCAGAUGCAGAAACUGAAGAAGACCGCUCUGUGACCGAAGGGCCUGCGGAUGAGAUCGUCCGGCCACGACCACAGGGGUCCUCGCCUGUCUACGAAUGUGUGGCUGAGGGUGCUGGUUUUGGACUUCAGGAAGACGCUCCGAGCAGGCGAAGCGUGGCGAGACGGAGAUCGUGGUGGAAGCGGGACUCGGGGGAGCCGCGGACUUUCUCCAGGAUGAGCCGUCCAGAGUCCGUACAGGGGGCCUCAGAGGUGACACUGGACACCGAGGUGGAGGUGGGAGCCAGCGGCUACAGUGUCACUGGUGGUGGAGACCAGGGGGUCUUUGUUAAGCAAGUGUUGAAGGGGUCCUCGGCUGCCAAGCUCUUCAGCUUGAGAGAAGGGGACCAGCUGCUCAGCACAACCAUAUUCUUUGACAACAUUAAAUAUGAAGAUGCUCUCAAAAUCCUUCAGUACUCAGAGCCAUAUAAGGUUCAGUUCAGGAUCAAACGGAAACUCCCUGACCGAGAGGAAGAGGCAGGGGCCCACAGUGGUGCUCAGUUGGGCCCAAAGGGCCCUGAGAAGCAGGAGAAGGAGGUCACUGACCAGUACACCGAGAGCCCCACAAAGACGCUGGAAGGAGGCGGGGACCAAGACACGCUUCUCCCCAAGGCCAGGGUGGAACGCGGCCGUCGGCCCCAGAAGGAGAGGCUCUCCUGGCCCAAAUUCCAAGCAGUGCGACCCAAGUACAGGCCAGGGCCCCGGCGGUCACACAGUUCCUCAGAGGCCUAUGAGCGGGACACCUCAGAUGUGUCCCCCACGAGCACAGACACGGAAGCCCAGCUCCCAACGGAGGGCCAGGAGCUGCAGGGCAGCCAGCGCAGAAGGAAGUUCCUCAGCCUGCGGUUCCGGACAGGCCCAGGGCGUCCAGACAAAGGGGCCCAGGGCAGUCUGGUACCAGGGGUCCUUGAGGAAGCAGAGUUCAAAGACACAGGGGUCCCUCCGACCACAGGGCCUAGCAGCUUUGGGGAGGGAGCAUCAGGAGAGAUUGCAGAACCUGUGGCCAGACGCAGAAAGAAGAGCAGGGAGGCCAAAGCCCAGGAGGAAGCAGCCUGGCAGAGGGGUCCCGAGCAGGCCUGGAGGGACAACGGGGGCCCAGUGCAGAGGCAGGAAGUAGGCACCGCCCAGCUGUCCUCUCAAGGCACCACUGCACCCGGUGGCAUGCAGAAUGGCCUGCCAGAAAUCCGGGUCCGCAUCCCCCACUUGCAGACACCCCGAUUUGGGGUCUCCAAACAAAAAGUACUGGACUCAGGAGCAGUCAUCUCCGAAUCCCAGCUGGAGCAGCAGCCAGGAAGGCUCUCCGGAGCAGAGCAUGGGCCCAGGGAGGAGGUGGAGGGAGAAGCAGGAAGCCUGGGGGCUGGAGCGCCCCGGGAGGACUUGCCAGAACUUGAAGACCAGAAAACAUAUGGGCAAGGGCCAGGUGAGGCUGGGGUAAGAGUCAGGGCUGAGGAGAAAGAUGUGGGUGGCACUGAGGGAAAGGUAAAGAUGGGAAAGUUCAAAAUGCCAUCAUUUGGAUGGUCACCCAUCAAGGAGCCAAAGACAUCCGGGUCAAGACACCAAGAGGCAAGAGGCAGGGAUGUCACAGUUGACACAGCCAAGCCAGAAACUGGAGCCAGCAGAAGAGAGAAAGAGCACCAACUAGACGACAAAGAUCAAAGAGUGCCCACGCCAUCACCCGGUGGCAAGACAGACGGCGUGAGCCUGGAGGAUGAAAGGGCCACAGCAGACAAAGAUGUGCUCACCAAAGACAGCAAGUUCAAGAUGCCCAAGUUCAAGAUGCCGUCCUUUGGGGUCUCAGUUCCCGUCAAAGAAGACACACACUCCAUGGAUAGCUCCCUGCCCAGGAUAGGUGGAGAAGCAUCAUUACCCACCCUGGAGGGAAAAAUCAGAACUGCACAAGUGCAGGCACGAGUGCCAGCAAGGGAAGUGGAAUUCAGCACAGGGACAAGAAGUAUGAAAAUACCAGAGGAGGAGGGGACACUGAGGACUGACGAGGACCAAGAUGACAGAGACACACAAAAAGAGCACCAGCCCAAGGUCCAGAUGCCCGGCAUCAAGACGCCCAAGGUGGACCCCAAGGACCCCAAGGUGGACGCCAGCCUCCCCGACAUAGACAUAUCACUGCCCAAGGUCACAGUGGAUGCCCCAGUUCCUGGGCUCUCCAUGGAGGGAGUGAAGGUGGAGGGAGACAAGGACAUCCAGACCAAGGACGGCAAGUUCAAGAUGCCCUCCUUCAAGAUGCCAUCCUUUGGCGUGUCUGCACCAAGCAAAUCCAUCAAGGCAUCGGUGGACAUGUCUCUGCCAGAGGCACAGGGGGACGUGUCCCUCCCCUCCAUCGAGGGAGAAGUCAAGACUGGCAACCUCAGCAUUCAACUCCCAUCGGCAGAUGUGGACGUGAAGGGUGGCAAGGUGGGCGUGAAGCUCCCCGAGGGCCAGCUACCCGAAAGAGAGCCCACGGGACAGGCCAUGGGAGCCGGACUCAAAGGGCACCUGCCCACCUUCCAGAUGCCUGGUGUUAAGAUGCCCAAAAUAGACUUCAGGGCCCCCCAGGUGGACCUCAAGGGCUCCAAGCUGGACAUGAAAGGCCCCAAAGGAGAUGUAGACACACAAGACAUAGAGGUGUCCCUGCCCAGCAUGGAGGUGGACAUCCAGCCACCCAGCAUCAAGGUGGAGGGUGAUGUAUCUCUGGCAGAGAAGGAUGUGGCAGCCAAAGACAGCAAGUUCAAGAUGCCCAAGUUCAAGAUGCCCUCCUUCAGGAUGUCGGCUCAGAGCAAGGACCUGAGGACCUCUGUGGAUGAGCCAGGGCCCCAAGUGGGUGCAGAGGCCUCCCUGCCUUCCCUGGGAGUGGAGAUAGCACCCACUGAGUGGAGCAUCCCCGUGCCAUCCGCUGACAUCACCCUGCCAGGGGCCGAGCUAGAAGUUUCCCUCCCAGAUAUGGAGGCAGCAGCUGGAGAGCUGAAGGGCAAAGCAGAAGGGCCUAGGAUCAAAGGGCACCUGCCCAAGGUCCAGAUGCCCAGCAUCAAGAUGCCCAAGGUGGACCUGAAGGGCCCCAAGGUGGAUGCCAGCCUCCCAGACGUGGACGUGACGCUGCCCAAGGUUGCAGUGGACACCCCUACUCCCGGGCUCUCUGUGGGGGACGUUAAGGUGGAGGGAGACGUCAAGUUGGGAGACAAGGAUGUCAAGAUCAAGGAGGGCAAGUUCAAGAUGCCCUCCUUCAAGAUGCCAUCCUUUGGUGUGUCUGCUCCAAGCAAGUCCACUGAGACAUCAGUGGAUGUGUCUCUGCCAGAGGCAAGGGUAGAGGUGUCCCUCCCCUCCAUUGAGGGAGAAGUCAAGACCAGAGACAUCAGCAUUCAACUCCCAUCGACCAAUGUGGAUGUGAAGGGUGGCGAGGUGGGCAUGAAACUCCCCAAGGGCCAGCUGCCCGAGGGAGAGCCCGCAGGACAGGCUGUGGGAGCUGGACUCAAAGGGCACUUGCCCACCUUCCAGAUACCUGGAAUCAAGAUGCCCAAAGUAGAUUUCAAGGCCCCCCAGGUGGACAGCAAGGGCCCCAAGGUGGACCUCAAGGGCCCCAAGUUGGACGUGAAAGGCCCCAAGGUGGAGGUGGCUGCCCCAGACGUGGAGGUGUCCCUACCCAGUGUGGAGGUGGACAUCCAGGCGCCCAGUACUAAAGUGGAGGGUGACAUGUCCCUGACAGACAAUGAUGUGGCAACCAAAGACAGCAAGUUCAAGAUGCCCAAGUUCAAGAUGCCAUCUUUUGGGGUGUCGGCUCUGAGCAAGGACAUGGGAACCUCUGUGGACAUGCUAGGGCCCAAAGUGGGUGAGGAGGCUUCCCAGCCCUCCCUGGAGGUGGAGAUCCCACCCGUCGAGGGGACCAUCCCCAUGCCAUCUGCUGACAUUGCCCUGCCAGGGGCUGAGCUGGAAGUUUCCCUCCCAGAGGUGGAUGUGGCCACUGGAGAGCUGAAGGGCAAAGUGGAAAGCGCUAGGAUCAAAGGGGACUUGCCCAAGGUCCAGAUGCCCGGCAUCAAGAUGUCCAAGGUGGACCUGAAGGGUCCCAAGGUGGAUGCCAGGCCACCUGACAUGGACAUAUCACUGCCCAAGGUCACUGUGGAUGCCCCAGCUCCCAGGCUUUCUAUGAGGGGCCUGAAGGUGGAGGGAGACCUCAAUCUGGGAGACAAGGACCUCAAGACCAAGGAUGGCAAGUUCAAGAUGCCCUCCUUCAAGAUGCCAUCCUUUGGGGCGUCUGUGCCAAGCAAGUCCAUUGAGGCAUCAGUGGACAUUUCUCUGCCAGAGACACAGGUGGACGUGUCCCUCCCCUCUAUUGAGAGAGAAGUCAAGACAAGUGACCUCAGCAUUCAACUCCCAUCAACCGACAUGGACAUGAAGGGUGGCGAGGUGGGUGUGAAGCUCCCCGAGGGCCAGCUGCCUAAGGGAGAGCCUGCGGGACAGGCCAUGGGAGCUGGACUCAAAGGGCACGUGCCCGAGUUCCAGAUGCCUGGCAUCAAGAUUCCCAAAGUGGAUUUCAAGGCUGCUCAGGUGGAUAUCAAGGGCUCCAAGGUGGACCUCAAGGGCCCCAAGCUGGACGUGAAAGAUGCCAAGGGGGAGUUGGUGAUCCCAGACGUGGAGGUGUUCCUACCCGGCAUGGAGGAAGACAUCCAGGCACCCAGCACCAAGGUGGAGGGUGACAUGUCCCUGCCAGACAAUGAUGUGACCACCAAAGACAGCAAGUUCAAGAUGCCCAAGUUUAAGAUGCCAUCCUUCGGCGUAUCCGCGCCAAGCAAGUCCAUUGACAUUUCUCUGCCAGAGGCACGGGGGGACGUGUCCCUUCCCUCCAUCGAGGGAGAAAUCAAGACCAGCGACCUCAGCAUUCAAGUCCCAUCGGCCGACGUGGACUGGAAGGGUGGUGAGGUGGGCGUGAAACUCCCUGAGGGCCAACUGCCCAAGGAUGAGCCCACAGGACAGGCUGGGGGAGCCGGACUCAAAGGGCACCUGCCCAAGAUCCAGAUGCCUGGCAUCAAGAUGCCCAAAGUGGACUUCAAAGCCCCCCAGGUGGACAUCAAAGGCCCCAAGGUGGACCUCAAAGGACCCAAGCUGGACAUGAGAGGCCCCAGGUGGGAGGGUGUUGGCCCAGACGUGGAGAUGUCCAUGUCCGGUAUGGAGGUGGACAUUCAGGUGCCCAGCACCAAGGUGGAGGGUGACGUGUCCCUGGCAGACAAGGACGUGGCUGCCAAAGACAGAAAGUUCAAGAUGCCCAAGUUCAAGAUGCCAUCUUUUGGGGUAUCAGCUCCAAGCAAGGACCUGGGAACCUCUGUGGACGUACCAGGGCCUGAAGUGGGUGCAGAGGCCUCCCUGCCCUCCCUGGAGGUGGAGAUGACACCUACUGAGAGGACCAUCUCCAUGCCAUCUGCUGACAUAGCCAUACCAGGGGCUGAGCUGGAAGUGUCCCUUCCAAAGGUGGAGGCGGCUGUUGGAGAGCUGAAGGGAAAAGCAGAAGGGGCUAGGAUCAAAGGACACCUGCCCAAGGUCCAAAUGCCCAGCAUCAAGAUGCCCAAGGUGGACCCAAAGGGCCCCAAGCUGGACACCAGCCUCCCCGACAUCGACAUUUCUCUGUCCAAGGUCACAGUGGAUGUCCCAGCUCCCCAGCUCUCUGUGGAGGAAGUGAAGGUGGAAGGAGACAAGAUUAUCAAGACCAAGGACAGCAGGUUCAGGAUGCCCUCCUUGAAGAUGCCAUCCUUUGGCGCAUCUGUGCCAAGCAAGUCCAUCGAGGCAUCGGCAGACUUAUCUCUGCCAGAGGCACAAGUGGACGUGUCCCUCCCCUACAUCGAGGGAGAAGUCAAGACCGGUGACUUCAGCAUUCAACUCCCAUCAGCCAACGUGGACUUGAAGGGUGGCGAAGUGGAUGUGAAGCUCCCUGAGGGCCAGAUGCCCGAGGGAGAGCAUGCGGGACAGGCUGUUGGAGCUGCACUCAAAGGGCACCUGCCCAAGUUCCAGAUGCCCGGCAUCAAGAUGCCCAAAGUGGAUUUCAAGGCCCCCGAGGUGGAAAUCAGGGGCCCCAAGGUGGACCUCAAGGGCCCCAAGCUGGACGUGAAAGGCCCCAAGGGGGAGUUGGCCACCCCAGAUAUCAAGGUGUCCCUACCUGGCAUGGAGGUGGACAUCCAGGCACCCAGCACCAAGAUGGAGGGUGACAUGUCCCUGACAGACAUUGAUGUAGCCACCAAAGACAGCAAGUUCAAGAUCCCCAAGUUUAAGAUGCCAUCUUUCGGGGUAUCGGCUCCAAGCAAGGACCUGGAAACGUUGGUGGACAUGCCAGGGCCCAAAGUGGAUGCAAAGGCCUCCCUGCCCUCCUUGGAGGUGGAGAUCACCCCUGCAGAGGGGACCAUCCCCAUGCCAUCUGCUGACAUUGCCCUGCCAGGGGCCGAGCUGGGAGUUUCCCUCCCAGAGGUGGAUGUGGCCACUGGAGAGCUGAAGGGCAAAGCAGAAGAGGCUAGGAUCAAAGGACACCUGCCUAAGGUCCAGAUGGCAGGCAUCAAAAUGCCCAAGGUGGACCUGAAGGGCCCCAAGGUGGACUCCAGCCUCCCCGAUGUGGAUGAGUUGCUGCCCAAAGUCACGGUGGAUGCCACAGCUCCAAGGCUCUCCAUGGGGGACAUUAAGGUGCAGGAUGAUAUCAAGUUGGGGGACAAGGAUGUCAAGACCAAGGAGGACAAGUUUAAGAUGCCCUCCUUUAAGAUGCCCUCCUUUGGCGUGUCUGCACCAAGCAAGUCCAUCGAGGCAUCGGUGGAUGUGUCUCUGCCAGAGGCACAGGGGGACAUGUCUCUCCCCUCCAUUGAGGCAGAAGUCAAGACCAGUGACCUCAGUAUUCAACUCCCAUCAACUGACGUGGACGUGAAGGGUGGUGAGGUAGGCGUGAAGCUCCCCGAGGGCCAACUGCCCAAGGGACAGCUGACAGAGCAGGCCGUGGGAGCCAGACUCAAAGGGCACCUGCCCAGGUUCCAGAUGCCUGGUGUCAAGAUGCCCAAAGUGGACUUCAAGGCCUCCCAGAUGGAUGUCAAGGGCCCCAAGGUGGACCUCAAGGGCCCCAAGCUGGAUGUGAAAGGUCCCAAGGGGGAGGUGGCCACUCCAGACGUGAAGGUGUCCCUGCCCAGCAUGGAGGUGGACAUUCAGGCACCCAGCACCAUAGUGGAGGGUGACGUGUCCCUGGCUGACAAGGACAUGACUGCCAAAGAUAGCAAUUUCAAGAUGCCCAAAUUCAAGAUGCCAUCCUUUGGAGUGUCGGUUCCAAGCAAAGACCUGGGGACCUCCAUGGAUGUGUCAGGGCCCAAAGUAAGUGUGGAGACCUCUCAGCAACCCCUUGAGGUAGAGAUCACACCCGCUGAGAGGAGCAUCCCCGUGCCGUCUGCUGACAUCGCCCUGCCAGAGGCCGAGCUGGAAGUGUCCCUUUCAGAGGUGGAAGCGGCGGUUGGAGAGCUGAAGGGCAAAGUGGAAGGGGCUAGGAUCAAAGGGCACCUGCCCAAGGUCCAGAUGCCCAGCAUCAAGAUGCCCAAGGUGGACCUGAAAGGCCCCAAGGUGCACACCAGCCUCCCAGAGGUGGACGUGUUGCUGCCCAAGGUCUCUGUGGAUGCCCCGGCUCCCGGGCUCUCCAUGGAGGGCCUGAAGGUGGAGGGAGACAUCAACCUGGGAGAUAAGGACGUCAAGACCAAGGACAGCAAGUUCAAGAUGCCCUCUUUCAAGAUGCCAUCCUUUGGCAUGUCUGCACCAAGCAAAUCCAUUGAGCCAUCAGUGGACGUGUCUCUCCCAGAGGCACAGGGGGACGUGUCCCUCCCCUCCAUCAAGGGAGAAGUCAAGACCAGAGACCUCAGCAUUCAACUCCCAUCAGCUGACGUGGACUUGAAGGGUGGUGAGGUGGGUGUGAAGUUCCCUGAGGACCAGCUGCCAAAGGGAGAGCCUGCAGGACAGGCUCUGGAAGCCAAACUCAAAGGGCACCUGCCCAAGUACCAGAUGCCCAGCAUCAAGAUGCCCAAAGUGGAUUUCAAGGCCCCCCAGGUGGACAUCAAGGACCCCAAGGUGGACCUCAAGCGACCCAAGCUGGACAAGAAAGGCCCCAAGGGGGAGGUGGCCGCCCCAGGCAUGGAAGUUCCCCUACCUGGCAUGGAGGUGGACAUCCAGUCACCAGGUACCAAGCUCUCUGUGGAGGGCGUUAAGGUGGAGAGAGAUGUCAAACAAGGAGACAAGGACAUCAAGACCAAGGACGGUAAGUUCAAGAUACCUUCCUUCAAGAUACCAUCCUUUGGCGUGUCUGCGCCAAGCAAGUCCAUCAAGGCAUCGGUGGAUGUGUCUCUGCCAGAGGCACAGGGGGACAUGUCCCUCCCCUCCAUCGAGGCAGAAGUCAAGACCAGCGACCUCAGUAUUCAACUCCCAUCGACUGACGUGGACGUGAAAGGUGGUGAGGUGGGCGUGAAGCUCCCCAAGGGCCAACUGCCUGAGGGAGAGCCAACGGAGCAGGCCAUGGCAGCCAGACUUAAAGGGCACCUGCCCAAAUUCCAGAUGCCUGAUGUCAAGAUGCCCAAAGUAGACUUCAAGCCCCCCCAGGUGGACGUCAAGGGCCCCCAGGUGGACCUCAAGGGUCCCAAGCUGGAUGUAAUAGGUCCCAAGGGGGAGGUGGCCACCCCAGAUGAGGUGUCCCUGCCCAGUGUGGAGGUGGAUAUCCAGGUGCCCAGAGCCAUGGUGGAGGGUGACGGCCUAAAGGUGGAAGGAGACGUCAGCCUGGGAGACAAGGAUGGCAAGACCAAGGAUGGCAAGUUCAAGAUGCCCUCCUUCAAGAUGCCAUCCUUUGACAUGUCUGCACCAAGCAAGUCCAUUGAAGCAUCGGUGGACAUUUCUCUGCCAGAGGCACAGGGGGACGUGUCCCUCCCCUGCAUUGAGAGAGAAGUCAAGACCAGCGUCCUCAGCAUUCCACUCCCAUCAGCCGACGUGGACUUAAAGGGUGGCGAGGUGGGCAUGAAGCUCCCCAAAGGGCAGCUGCCUAAAGGAGAACCCACAGGACAGGCCAUGGGAGCCGGACUCAAAGGGCACCUGCCCAAGAUCCAGAUGCCCGGCAUCAAGAUGCCCAAAGUGGACUUUGAGGUCCCUCAGGUGGACAUCAAGGGCCCCAAGAUGGACCUCAAAGGCCCAAAGCUUGACAUGAAAGGCCCCAAGUGGGAGGGUGCCGAGCCAGACGUAGAGGUGUCUGUGCCCAGUAUGGAGGUGGACAUCCAGCUGCCCAGCACCAAGGUGGAGGGUGGCAUGUCCCUGGUGGACAAGGACCUGGCUGCCAAAGACAGCAAGUUCAAGAUGCCAUCUUUUGGGAUGCCAUCCUUUGGCGUGUCUGUGCCAAGUAAAUCCAUCGAGGCAUCAGUGGAUGUGUCUCUGCCAGAGGCACAGGGGGACAUGUCCCUCCCCUCCAUCGAUGGAGAAGGCAAGACCAGCAUCCAAAGCAUUCAGCUCCCAUCGGCUGACGUGGACUUGAAGGGUGGCAAGGUGGACGUGAAGCUCCCCGAAGGCCAGCUGCCCAAGGGAGAGCCCGCGAGAGAGGCCGUGGGAGCUGGACUCAAAGGGCACCUGCCCAAAUUCCACAUACCUGGCAUCAAGAUGCCCAAAGGGGAUUUCAAGGCCCCCCAGGUGGACAUCAAGGGCCCCAAGGUGGACCUCAAAGGCCCCAAGCUGGAUGUGAAAAGCACCAAGGGGGAGGUGGCCACCCCAGACGUGGAAGUGUGCCUACCCAGCAUGAAGAUGGACAUCCAGUCACCCGGCGCCAAGGUGGAGGGUGACAUGUCCCUGGCAGACAAGGACGUGACUGCCAAAGACAGCAAGGUCAAGAUGCCCAAGUUCAAGAUGCCAUCCUUUGGGGUGUCGGUUCCGAGCAAGGACCUGGGGACCUCCGUGGAUGUACCAGGGCCCAAAGUAAGUGUGGAGACCUCUCAGCCCCCCUCAGAAGUAGAGAUCGCACCCGCCGAAGGGAGCAUCCCCAUUCCAUCUCCUGACAUCACCCUGCCUGAGGCUGAGCAGGAAGUGUCCCUCCCAGAGGUGGAGGCAGUGGCUGGAGAGCUGAAGGGCAAAGCAGAAGGGGCUAGGAUCAAAGGGCACCUGCCCAAGGUCCAGAUGCCCAGCAUCAAGAUGCCCAAGGUGGAUCUGAAGGGCCCCAAGGUGGAUGCCAGCCUCCCCAACGUGGACGUGUCGCUGCCCAAGGUCACGGUGGAUGCCCCGGCUCCUGGGCUCUCCGUGGAGGGAAUUAAGGUGGAGAGAGAUAUCAAGCCAGGAGAUAAAGACAUCAAGACCAAGGAUGGCAAGUUCAAGAUGCCCUCCUUCAAGAUGCCAUCCUUUGGCGUGUCUGCGCCAAGCAAGUCCAUCAAGGCAUCGGUGGAUGUGUCUCUGCCAGAGUCACAGGGGGACAUGUCCCUCCCCUCCAUCGAGGCAGAUGUCAAGACCAGCGACCUCAGCAUUCAACUCCCAUCGACCGAUGUGGACGUGAUGGGUGGUGAGGUGGGUGUGAAACUCCCUGGAGGCCAAGUCCCUGAAGGAGAGCCGAUGGGACAGGCCAUGGCAGCCGGACUCAAAGGGCACCUGCCCAAGUUCGAGAUGCCUGGUGUCAAGAUGCCCAAAGAGGACUUCAAGGCCCCCCAGGUGGAUGUCAAGGGCCCCAAGGUGGACGUCAAGGGCCCCAAGCUGGAUGUGAAAGGUCCCAAGGGGGAUGUGGGCACCCCAGACAAGGUGUCCUUGCCCAGCGUGGAGGUGGACAUCCAGGCGCCCAGCACCAUGGUGGAGGGUGAGGUGUCCCUUGCAGACAAGGAUGUGGCCACCAAAGACAGCAAGUUCAAGAUGCCCAAGUUCAAGAUGCCAUCCUUCGCAGUGUCGGCUCUGAACAAGGACAUGGAAACCUCCGUGGAUGUACCAGGGCCCCAAGUGGGCGUAGAAGCCUCCCUGCCCUCCCUGGAGAUGGAGAUUGCACCCACCAAGGGGAGCAUCCCCAUGCCAUCUGGUGACAUCGCCCUGCCAGGGGCUGAGAUGGAAGUGUCCCUUCCAGAGGUGCAGGAGGCCAUUGGAGAGCUGAAGGGCAAAGCGGAAGGGGCUAGAAUCAAAGGGCACCUGCCCAAGGUCCAGAUGCCUGGCAUCAAGAUGCCCAAGGUGGAUCUGAAGGGCCCCAAGGUGGAUGCCAGCUACCCUGAUGUGGACAUGUCACAGGUCAAGGUCACUGUGGAUGCCCUGGCUCCUGGGCUCUCCGUGGAGGGUCUGAAGGUGGAGGGAGAUGCCAACCUGGGAGACAAGGACGUCAAGAUCAAGGAUAGCAAGUUCAAGAUGCCCUCCUUCAAGAUGCCAUCCUUUGGCAUGUCUGCGCCAAGCAAGUCCAUCGAGGCAUCGGUGGAUAAUACAUUGCCAGAGGCACAGGUGAACGUGUCCCUCCCUUCCAUCGAGGGAGAAGUCAAGACCAGCGUCCUCAGCAUUCAAGUUCCAUCAGCCGACGUGGACUUGAAGGGUGGUAAGGUGGGCUUGAAGCUCCCCAAGGACCAGCUGCCCGAGGGAGAGCCCACAGGACAGGCUGUGGGAGCUGGAGUCAAAUGGCACCUGCUCGAGUUCCAAAAGCCCAGUGUCAAGAUGCCCAAAGUGGAUUUCAAGACCUCCCAGGUGGACAUCAAGGGCCCCAAAGUGGACCUCAAGGGACCCAAGCUGGAUGUGAAAGGCCCCAAGGGGGAGGUGGCCACCCCUAAUGUGGAAGUGUCUUUGCCUGGUAUGGAGGUGGACAUCCAGCUGCCCAGCACUAAGGUGGAGGGUGAUGUGUCCCUGCUGGACAAGGACCUGGUCCUCAAAGACAGCAAGUUCAAGAUGGCCAAGUUCAAGACACCGUCUUUUGGGGUACUGGCUCCAAGCAAGAACCUGGGAACCUCUGUGGAAGUGGUAGGGCCCAAAGUGGGUGCAGAGGCCUCCCUGCCCUCCCUGGGAGCGGAGAUCACACCCAUCGAGGGGAGCAUCCCCAUGCCAUCUGCUGACAUUGCCCUGCCAGGGGCUGAGCUGGAAGUAUCCAUCCCAGAGGUGGAUGUGGCCGCUGGAGAGCUAAAGGGAAAAGCAGAAGAGGCUAGGAUCAAAGGGCACCUGCCCAAGGUCCAGAUGCCUGGCAUCAAGAUGCCCAAGGUGGACCUGAAGGGUCCCAAGACAGACACCAGCCUCCCUGACGUGGACGUGUCACUGCCCAAGGUCAUGGUGGAUGCCACAGCACCCCAGCUCUCUGUGGAGGGAGUGAAGGUGGAAGGAGACAAGGAUGUCAAGACCAAGGAGAGCAAGUUCAAGAUGCCCUCUUUCAAGAUGCCAUCCUUUGGUGUAUCUGCACCAAGCAAGUCCAUCGAGGCAUCAGUGGACGUGUUUCUGCCAGGGGCACAGCAGGACGUGUCCCUCCCCUCCAUUGAGGGAGAAGUCAAGACCAGACACCUCAGCAUUCAACUCCCAUCGGCCAACGUGGAUUUGAAGGGUGGCGAGGUGGGUGUGAAGUUCCCUGAGGGCCAGCACCCCAAAGGAGAGCCCGCAGGACAGGCCAUGGGAGCUGGACUCAAUGAGCACCUGCCCAAGAUCCAGAUGCCCAGCAUCAAGAUGCCCAAAGGGGAUUUCAAGGCCCCCCAGGUGGACAUCAAGGGCCCUAAGGUGGACUUCAAGGGACCCAAGCUGGACAUGAAAGGUCCCAAGGGGGAGGUGGCCACCCCAGACGUGGAAGUGUCCCUACCCAGCAUGGAGAUGGACAUCCAGUCACCCGGCACCAAGGUGGAGGGUGAUGUGUCCCUGGCAGACAAAGACGUGACUGCCAAAGACAGCAAGUUCAAGAUGCCCUCCUUCAAGAUACCAUCCUUUGGCGUGUCUGUGCCAAGCAAAUCCAUCGAGGCAUCAGUGGACAUGUCUCUGCCAGAGACACAGGGGGACGUGUCCCUCCCCUCCAUUGAGGGAGAAGUCAAGACCAGUGACCUCAGCAUUCAACUCCCAUCUACUGACGUGAACGUGAAGGGUGGCGAGGUGGGCGUGAAACUCCCCCAAGGCCAAGUGCCCAAGGGAGAGCUGACGGGGCAGGCCGUGGCAGCCGGACUCAAAGGGCACCUGCCCAAGUUCCAGAUGCCCAGCGUCAAGAUGCCCAAAGUGGACUUCAAGGCCCCCCAGGUGGACAUCAAAGGCCCCAAGCUGGAUGUGAAAAGUCCCCUGGGAGAGGUGGCUACCCCAGAUGUGGAGGUGUCCUUGCCUGGUGUGGCGGUGGACAUCCAGGCGCCCAGCACCAGGGUGGAGGUUGAUGUUCCCCUGGCAGACAAGGAUGUGGCCACCAAGGACAGCAAGUUCAAGAUGCCCAAGUUCAAGAUGCCAUCCUUUGGGGUACCAUCCUUUGGCAUGUCUGCGCCAAGCAAGUCCAUCCAGGCAUCGGUGGACAUUUCUCUGCCAGAGACACAGGUGGACAUGUCCCUCCCUUCCAUCGAGGGAGAAGUCAAGACCAGCGACCUCAGCAUUCAACUCCCAUCAGAGGAUGUGGAUUUGAAGGGUGGCGAGGUAGGCAUGAAGCUCCCCGAGGGCCAGCUGCCCGAGGGAGAGCCCGCAGGACAGGCUGUAGGAGCUGGACUCAAAGGGCACCUGUCCACCUUCCAGAUGCCCAGCAUCAAGAUGCCCAAAGUGGACUUCAAGACCCCCCAGGUGGACAUCAAGGGCCCCAAGGUGGACCUCAAGGGAACCAAGCUGGACGUGAAAGGCCUCAAGGGGGAGGUGGCCACCCCAGACGUGGAGGUAUCUCUGCCCAGUAUGGAGGUGGACAUCCAGCUGCCCAGCACCAAGGUGGAGGGUGAGGUGUCCCUGGCAGACAAGGGUGUGGCCGCCAAAGACAGCAAGUUCAAGAUGCCCAAGUUCAAGAUGCCAUCUUUUGGGAUGCCAUCCUUUGGGGCGUCUGUGCCAAGCAAGUCCAUUGAGGCAUCAGUGGACAUUUCUCUGCCAGAGACACAGGUGGACGUGUCCCUCCCCUCUAUUGAGAGAGAAGUCAAGACAAGUGACCUCAGCAUUCAACUCCCAUCAACCGACAUGGACGUGAAGGGUGGUGAGGUGGGCGUGAAGCUCCCCGAGGGCCAGCUGCCUAAGGGAGAGCCUGAGGGACAGGCCAUGGGAGCUGGACUCAAAGGGCACGUGCCCGAGUUCCAGAUGCCUGGCGUCAAGAUUCCCAAAGUGGAUUUCAAGGCCGCUCAGGUGGACCUCAAGGGCCCCAAGGUGGACGUGAAAGGUCCCAAGGGGGAGGUGGCAGCCCCAGAUGUGGAGGUGUCCCUACCCAGCGUGGAGGUGGACAUCCAGGUGCCCAGCCCUAAGGCGGAGGGUGACUCAUCCCUGGAAGGCCUAGGUGUUCCUGUUAAGGGCAGCAGGUUCCGUCUGCCCCGCUUCACCAUUCCUUCUUUUGGCAAGUCCAGCAGUGUCUCUAUGGACUCCUCUCAGGUUACAGCCACUUGUAAAGGUCCGGAAUUGACGGCCUCUUCAGCCACCACAGAAUCUGGCGUUAGUUCCUCUGCACCUGGAUCCCCUGACACGAGUGGUGAUGUCACUGUGGCUUUGUCCGUCACGAAAGGUGAUGAGAAGAAUGAAGGGAAGGAAGCCCACCUUAAAAUGCCCAAAGGCUUCUUCUCUCAGGGGAAGACCUCUCACGUCGCCCUGGACCAGAAGUCCGGGGUGCCACAUCCCCCGCCUGCUUCUGCCAUAUCCCCUGAUGCCUCUGCUGGUCUGUCCCAGGAGCAGGGUGUGACAAGUGGCUCCCGCUUCCCUCCAGUCCCCAAGGUGGGUCUGGCUGGUUUUCCGUCAGCCAAGGUUGAUCUCUGUGUCCCCUUUGCAGAGUCCUCUGUCCUCCGUCCUAGUGAUGGCAUCACCCUAACAAAGUACCAGGUGGCGCACCCUGCGGCCACCAUGCAUGCUGAGUGUCCUUGUGACACAGUGCCAGUGCGGCACACUGACAGGCUCCUCCCCAGCCUAGAAGGCUCAGCUGAGCUGCAGGUCCCUGAUGGGGGCCCAGCGUCCCACACAGAAUCCCUCCCCAGCCCCACAGGCAUCCUGGUUCCUGCCACCUACGGAAGGGUGACUUUUCCUAAAUUCCAUAAACCAAAGUUCGGGUUUUCAGUUGUAAGUGCUGCCACUCUUGAGGGUGAGGGCGAGGUCGAGGGCGAGGGCGAGGGCUCUGCCACUGAGACAAUCGAGUUGUCCCCACCGCCCAGCACUGCGCUGCCACCAGCAGAUACCCCUGUCUGCACAGGGCCGGAAGGCCACUCUGGGCCUGCUGUCAUAGCCGCCAUGGUGCCGGGAGAAGCCCCCUCUGAGGACACUGAGCGUGAUGGCAAGGGGAGUCCCUUCAAAAUGCCCAGGUUCAAGCUUCCGUCGCUAAGCUGGUCUCCCAAGAAAGAGGCAGGGCCACAAGGAGAUCCUGAGGGCAGUUCUGUGGAUGCAGAACUCAGCCUGGGUUUAGAUGAUGAUCAGCCUGCUGCCCAGACAGGGGUCUUCCCGUCACAAGUGGGAGAGGACACUGAUGUGCCCCCAGAGAAAGACGGGGCGAAGGGCAAGGGGAGGAAGUCGAGCUUCGUCAUGCCCAAGCUCUCACUCUCCAAGGUGAAGGGCACGAAGGACCGGCCCCAGGGGGAGGUCCAGCCCUCUCUUUCUGGCACUGCAGUUGCUACAGGAAGGACCAGAGAUGAUGGAGGUGCGGCUGGCAGGGCCCCUGACGGAGAGGCCCAGGAUACCAGUCUGGCCCUCACCAAACCCUCACUUGGCAGCUCUGAGGCUGAAGUGGAGGUGAGCAGGCCGGAGGCCACCUUUCUGCUUCCAGAGCAUAACCUGUCUCUCAGGAAGGGCCCAGCACCCACGCCCCACAGGGAAGCCACGGCCCCUCCAACAGGAGAGGUGCUGCAGCCACUCGGGGCUCUGCUGGACACUGACAUCCACACGGGGCAGAGCCACGAGGGGGCCGCUCAGGCAGCCCCAGUGCCGACAGGCUCUCAGGAGGGCUGGUUCAAGAUGCCCAAAUUCCGUGUGCCCAGCUUCUGGCGAACAUCCACCAAGGACAAGGGUGGGGCGGUGGUGGGCAUGGCUCAGGACCCUGGGCCUCAAGGCAGGGACGUGGCUGCUGGAGUCCAGACUCAGGACCCUGGUGUCCAUGGGUUGACACUGGAGGCCGCUGCGUCACCACAGCCCACAGAUGGCAAGGCGCAAGUGACAGCUGAGGUGGCAUCAUCCACAGAUGUCCUGAAAUGCCACGUGCACAGCCCAAGCUUGGAGCUGUCUUUCCCCACUGCCAGCACAGCCAUCGCUCAUCUCUCUGCAGCUGAGGCCAGGGUCCGUCCUGGGGAAGGCUCCCUCCCCCUCCAGAUGUCAGAGACUCAGGCUGCCCCAGGGGGAACGGUCCCGACGGCUGCUCUAGGACCCGGAGCCCAUGGCCCUACCACAGUAGAGGACCAAGUGGAAGGACGCCUGUCUCCUGCCCAAGGGCCUGUGAAACUGAGGACGUCACAGACCGAAAUGCCAGCCCAGGUGUCCAUCAUCCACACGGACCAGGUCUGGGAGGAUUCCGUGGUAGCCGUCACAUUCCCCAAGCUGAAGGUGCCAAGGUUUACCGUCCCUGCCCCCAACACAGAUGUGUUUGUCCCCUUGGUGAGAGAAGCCCCGGAGGCGGCCUUGCAAGGGGCAACCCCCGGCGUGUGGGUCGCCAGCAUCCUGACGGACGCUGCCGAGAUCCCCACGGAGCAGCCUGGGGACACAGGGCCCUCCUCGGAGGCAUCCGCCAGCUCCAGGGUUAGAGUGCACACUGCGGGCGCUCAGGCAGAAAGCCAUGCAGUCCCCGUAGGUAGCAGUGUCGCACCAGCGGCCAGCGCACCUUCCCAACCCGAGGCCUUUUCCACUCAGGUCCUGCGAGGGUCCGAGGUCCCUGCAUCUGAGGUCCAGACGCCAGCUUACGGAUUUUCCUCGUUGAAGGUGAAAAUCCCAGAGCGCCCCCCACAGGCUAGUGUGUGCCUGGCCACCCACGGCUCUCAGGUGGGGGAGGGCUCAGAAGAGGUCCCCCAGCGUGGCGCCCCAGGGGCGGACCCCGUCCCAGACGACCUGCAGCCCGACACCGGCGAGCCCUUUGAAAUCAUUCCUUCCAGCAUCGGAGCGCAGAGGGGCCACGCUCGCGCCGCCAGCUGCUCAGACGACGAGCCCGCAGAAAUUCUUGAACUUCCCUCUGAGGACAGCCACGAGGAGGGUGGCCGGCCCGCAGACGACAGCGGGGUCCCCAAGGCGAAGCCGGCAACGAAGAAGGCUUCUGGUCUCUUCCGGUUCUGGCUUCCGGCCGUGGGGUUUUCUUCCUCCGUCGAAGAGAGCGGUUCUGAGUCCAGAGACGAUGUCCAAGGAUCUGCGCCCAUUCAAGCGCAGCCUGAAGCCCGGCUGCCUCCGAAGCAGGAGAAGGCGGGCUGGUUCCGAUUCCCCAAAUUAGGCUUCUCCUCGUCUCCUGCCAAGAAGGGCGACGGUACCGAGAACAGGGCAGAACCUGCCGGGCAGAGUCUCCAGGAAGAGGCGGUCGUCUUUUUCGAUGCUCGGGAAACUUUCUCCCCGGACGACAAGGAAGAAGAACCAGCGGAGGGCGCGCGCGCCGGGCCGGGCUCCGGAGGGACGGUGACCUCGGCGGCGCGGACCGAGAAGCCAGCCAGCGGACAGUCUGCUUCCAGGCCGGCCACCAGAUGA
Orycteropus afer afer is the source of this 17970-nucleotide messenger RNA. The record is from RefSeq and is a predicted model, not a curated record. Lineage: Eukaryota; Metazoa; Chordata; Mammalia; Tubulidentata; Orycteropodidae.